Molecule: messenger RNA, 1002 nt
Organism: Fusarium redolens
Lineage: Eukaryota; Fungi; Ascomycota; Sordariomycetes; Hypocreales; Nectriaceae
Product: nucleophile aminohydrolase
Exons: 5
Coding region: 150-875 (241 amino acids)
Cellular component (GO): proteasome core complex
Molecular function (GO): threonine-type endopeptidase activity
Source: RefSeq, a predicted model, not a curated record
CUUGAGCUCCAGCCUUCCCCGAGCAGCAAGCAACGACCACGAAACAUUACGAAGCACGACUCCGAAACGAUCGAUUACCCAUACUUUUGCAAACUCAAGGAAACACCACUAAAUCGCCAUCAUGGAGUUUGGUAACGCUGGAGUAUUGAAUGAAGGUGCGUUGGAACUCUUUCGUCAUAGCUUGGCCUUGUCGAUAUGGAAGCUUACAGAUAUCACCAGAUGGUAUCCAUGUUGAUAUGGAUCGCCUGAAGAAGGGAGAGGUCAACCUGGGAACCUCGAUUAUGGCGGUUACUUUCAAGGACGGUGUCAUUCUUGGUGCGGAUUCACGAACAACGACCGGUGCCUACAUCGCAAACCGAGUGACAGACAAGUUGACGAGAGUACACGACACUAUCUGGUGCUGCCGAUCUGGCUCAGCUGCCGACACACAGGCUGUUGCCGACAUUGUUCAAUACCAGCUUGGACUCUUUGCCAUGACCAAUGGCAAGCCCCCCAUGACACAGACCGCUGCAUCAAUCUUCCAGGAGAUCUGCUACGCCAACAAGGACCGCCUGUCGGCUGGUCUCAUCAUUGCUGGUUGGGAUGAGCGAUUCGGUGGCCAAGUUUAUUCUAUUCCCCUCGGCGGUUCCCUUCACAAGCAAUCCUAUGCCAUCGGCGGUUCAGGAUCGACUUACAUCUACGGUUACUGUGAUGCCAACUGGCGAGAAGGCAUGGAGAAGGAUGAUGCAGUCAACUUCGUCAAGGGAGCAUUGAGGGAGGCCAUCAAGUGGGACGGUAGCUCUGGUGGUGUCAUUCGUAUGGUCGUCCUCACCAAGGACGGUGCGGACCGACAUUUGUAUCUCCCUGAUACCGACUACGCCGUGCGGCACGAGUAAUGGUCCUUCUUGAACAGGACAAAUUGAGGAAAGGAGAAACGACUUAGCAUGAGCAGUGCUACUAUGAAACCCGUCAUGACAAAGGGUGUGCGAACGAGGGAGAGGCUUUCCAUGGGCACCCCUGAUU